This is a messenger RNA of Saccoglossus kowalevskii, 1200 nucleotides long. RefSeq names its product G protein-activated inward rectifier potassium channel 3 pseudogene. The record is from RefSeq and is a predicted model, not a curated record. Lineage: Eukaryota; Metazoa; Hemichordata; Enteropneusta; Harrimaniidae.
AUGGUGACUUUAGGAAGGUCAGUACAUUCAACGAAUCAGACCCUCAGGCAACAGUUACUUCAAUAUCGUCUUUGUCUAAGGUACUCUCAUCGACUGAUGAGUAAGGACGGCAAAUUUAACAUAAAACACAAGUCUACACAGGCACCUUCAAGAUACCUAGCAGAUAUAUUCACAACUCUUAUUGAUAUCAAAUGGCGUUGGAAUCUUACAAUAUUUUCACUAGUGUAUGUUGUGUCAUGGCUUUUUUUUGGGGUGAUAUGGUGGCUGAUUGCAAUAGGACAUGGCGAUCACAUUAAGAGUAAUUACAAAGAUCCAGAAUUCAAGCCGUGUACCUACAAUGUGUACUCCUGGUGGACGGCUUUUUUGUUUUCUUUAGAAACGCAAACAACUAUCGGCUAUGGCUUCCGUUCAGUGACUGACCAAUGCUUGCCAAGCAUCAUCACUCUCAUUGUUCAGUCUGUCUUGAGCUGCAUGAUUGAUGCAGCAUGUGUCGGCUGUAUGUUUGCUAAACUAGCAAGACCCAAAAACCGAGCAGAGACCCUCAUGUUCACCAAAAAUGCAGUAAUUCUUAUGCGAAAUAAAAAACUAAGAUUGGUUUUCCGUGUCGCAGACAUUCGUAGAAGCCAUAUCUUGAAUCCUCAUGUGCAAGCAAAACUUGUACAGCGUCAAGUCACAGAAGAAGGAGAAAUCAUACCACUGCAUUACUACGAUGUCAAAGUUGGUCGUGAGCAAGUGCAGAAUCAAAUUUUCUUAGAGUGGCCAAUAGAAGUUCAGCACAUCAUUGACGAAAAAAGCCCGUUCUGGGACGUAUCUGCUGAUGACUUGAAAAGAGCAGACUUUGAGCUCAUUCUUAUUCUUGAAGGUAUCGUCGAACAAACUGGAAUGACGACACAAAAGCGUACUUCAUACCUCGCCGACGAAAUUCUGUGGGGUCAUCGUUUUGAUCAAUCUGUUGUGUGUUUCAACAAUGGUGGCUAUGAAGUUGACUUUUCCAAAUUCAACAAGACUUAUAAAACAUCAAAAACACCAAGACUAAGCGGCAGAGAACUAGCACAAACCUUGCAAGAUAAAUUCAAGGUAGUGACAAUAAAUGAAAAUGAAACAGAAAGAAAUCGAAACACCAACUGUAAUAAUUCCCGAUUUACAUGCUUCAAAGUCGGGAGUGAAGACGAAUGUGAAUCUACUGACUGCGAAGCAUAG